This is a messenger RNA of Cydia splendana, 1087 nucleotides long. RefSeq lists its product as uncharacterized. The coding region runs from base 97 to 486 and encodes 129 amino acids. Lineage: Eukaryota; Metazoa; Arthropoda; Insecta; Lepidoptera; Tortricidae. The transcript is spliced from 4 exons. The record is from RefSeq and is a predicted model, not a curated record.
UCAAAUAAGCGCCAACUUCUUUAAUCGAGUAGAUUACAGUGGCAUCGCCCAGAAUCAUUUAGUACACCACAAAUAUAGGUGCUGUGUGUUGACGCUAUGAUGCGUGGGGCCGGAAUAUUUUUAAUUUUGCUCUACUUUACAGGGACUUUAGAGCAGACCAUAUACGAUGCCAACAACUUCUAUAAACCAAUGACCGAGGACUACGACGUGAAACUUAAUGGUCAAGUCUUCCUACCACCCUGCAUGAAACAACUUAUGAAUUGCUGGGAACUUGUGAACGCCGAGCUCGUCUGCAAGUAUACCAGAAUUUACAAGCAGGCCCUCGAGAGCAUGUGCAUGGACUUACGAUUGCAAUGCACGGAGUUCACGGGGCCUUUACCGUUUGAAACGCUUAACGUGUCAAAUUGGAACUACUGCCCUCUGACAAGAGAAGAGCUAUCGAAAGUAGACUUCCGACCGAAUAUAUUUCCGGAGAGCAAUAAUUAAUCCUUAAAUUAGAAAUGAUCGUUGAUAGUAUCAUUAUCUAUCAUCAUCAUCGGCAAGAUCAUCGUGCGAGCUACCACAUGAACGCCUGUAGAUACUGUACAACGCAACCACCCGGCGAUUCCCUUUGAUGCGUGCCCAAAAAACCGAAAACUCACGGAUCGCAGGCGAUGAUAGACGAUGACUGGCGGGGACUGCCGAGUAUGCCCUCUACACUAUCGUGACCGCCAGUCAUCGUCUUUCAUCGCCGAUAACAUUUAUAGUCAGACCAAGAUAACUCUGCACCGAUUUCAACAGCACAGACGUGCAAUGAUGAUUUUUAAAUAACAGUGAGACGUCUGUGCUAUAAAAUCGCUGCAGAGUUAUCUUGGUCAGACUCUAGUAGCUUAAGCUGGCCUGUCUUUUCAGCUUAUAGUUCGGCAGACAGCUACAUAUUACUAAACCGUUAUAAGUACAACACUUCUGUGUUACUUGGGUUACUUACUUACUAAAAUAUUAGGUAUGUAAGUAGUUGUAUGUGUAUUAUACCUAUAAUAAAUAUAAUAACCUUAUAAAAAUGAUACCGUUUUCCUAACAACUGUUUAGGUAUAUAUAAUGGAAAGGA